Molecule: messenger RNA, 549 nt
Organism: Miscanthus lutarioriparius
Lineage: Eukaryota; Viridiplantae; Streptophyta; Magnoliopsida; Poales; Poaceae
Source: the annotation of a GenBank genome assembly
AUGUACAAGGGUGAGGAGAUCAGAAGGCAUGUUGUCUACCUAGAUCUGCAGGAGUGUACAUGUAGGGAGUGGCAGGUCAGUGGCAAGCCCUGCCCACAUGCCCUUAUUGUGAUCACCACUGAAAGGCAGCCAGACAUGAAAAAGUAUGUCAAUGGGUACUACUCAGUGAAGAAGUUACAUGCAGCUUAUGCACUUGUGAUACCCAGCAUAACUGACAAGCAACAAUGGCCUGCAGUUGACAAGGGCUUCAAAGUAUUUCCACAAGUGGCCAAGAAAAAGAAAGGACCUAGGAGACAAAGGAAGAAUAGGAUUCUCAGCUAUUUAGAGAGGACAGGGAAAGCAACAAGGCAAGUGACAUGUAAAAGUUGUGGAAGAGGACCAAGAAAACAACCACUAAGUCUGGAAGGAAGAAGCAGAAGCCUAGUGAGGAUGAACCAGCAAAGGUGGAAGAGGAAACAUCGCCUCCCAUCACUAAGGCAGCAACAACAAAGACUACAAGGACGAAGAAGAAAACUACUGACAAAGAAACAACUAAGGAGGAAGAGGUAG